Adineta steineri is the source of this 5730-nucleotide messenger RNA. The record is from the annotation of a GenBank genome assembly. NCBI's taxonomy places the organism in Eukaryota, Metazoa, Rotifera, Eurotatoria, Adinetida, Adinetidae.
AUGUUCAGAAAUUCCAAUACUCAACAUCUGUUAAACAGUGAUUAUCGAACAACACUUGAUCAUCAGUUAAAUGACGAUGAUGAAUCAAAUCCUAUUGAACAAAAUUCUAGUUUAUCACAUUUUAUUUCUUCAAAUACAAGAAUAGAUGACGAUGAAGAAGAUGAACCUCUUCUAUCACGACAACGUAAUAGUCAAAAACAAACAACAACAACAACCACAACAACGACAGAAACAAAAAAGAAUGAAAAUGAUUCAAAUAGUUCCGAUGAAUCUGAACAACGUCAGGAAAGGCUAAGUGAUAGUGAUGAUGUUGAAGAACCAAGUGAACAAGACGAUGAUGAAGACGAAGAGGAAGAACCAAGUGAAGAUGAUGAUGAUGAAGAUGAUGACGAAGAUGAUGAUGAUGAUGAUGAUGAUUUUGAUGAUAAAAGAAAAUCAAGACCUAAAUCAAAACGAGGAUUUGGACAAGCAAAGACAAAAUCAAAAACACAAACAAAACGUUCAAAAAGUGCUACAAAUAAUGCAUCCAGUCGUAAACGACAACGAACAUCAUCAUCAACAAGUUUUGCAUCUGUAUCAAAGAAACCUCGUCGUCAACAAUCAAGUGCCGGUGGAAAUUCUUCUACAUCAGCAAAUAAACGAAAAAUUCGUCGUACAGCAGCAUCAAAUCCAAUAAAUUAUCAUGAAGAAUCUGAUGAUGAUAAUGGCCAAGCACGACGUAAAGCAAAAAAACAACAACGUAAUUCAUCAUCAAAUUCUGAUUCUGAUGAUGAUCAAAAUUCCAAUAAUGAUGAUGAAUCAAAUUCAAAUGAAUAUCAUCAACAAACAAAAACAAAUUUAAUCACAGAUCUUGAAUUAAAUACAGCUAAACGUCAAACAAAAGUUCGAACAUCCGAUAAUUUAUCAUCAUCAGGUGAAGGUACAACAUUAAUUACAGAUGAACCAUCAUCGGAAGUUAUUGAAAAAGUUUUAAAAGUACGUUUUGGUCGAAAAGAUGCAACAGGUCCAUCAACAACAAUCUAUAAUAUUGAUGAAUUUGGUGAUCCAAAUGCAAAUUAUAAUGGUGAUGACGAAACACAAGCUGAUGGUGAACAACAAUUUUUAAUAAAAUGGAAAAAUUGGUCACAUUUACAUAAUACAUGGGAGAGUCGUUCAAGUUUACAACAAUCACAUGUGAAAAAUUCACGUAUAUUAGAAAAUUUUCUUAAACAACAUGAUCAAACACGUGCAUGGCGUCGAGAAAAUCUUAAUAUGGAUGAAAUAGAAUUAUUUGAAUGUCAACAAGAAUUAGCUGAUACAGCAUUAUCUGGUUAUCAACAAGUUGAACGUAUAAUAGCACAUGAAAAAAAUCGUGAACAAGAUAAUACAUAUGAUUAUUUAUGUAAAUGGGAUGGUUUACAAUAUAGUGAAUGUACAUGGGAAGAUGGAAAUUUAAUUUCAAAAAGAUUUCAAUCAAAAAUUGAUGAAUAUAAUGUUCGAUUAACACAACAAACAGAAGAUUUACAAUUACAACAGCAACAAACAAAUAGUGGAAGUGGAAGAAAAAAAUCGGCGAUAAUAAGACCAAGAUUUGCACCAAUUACUGUACAACCAUUAUAUUUAGCACCAGAAGAAACUGAAUUUAAACUAAGAGAUUAUCAAUUAGAAGGUUUAAAUUGGUUAGCUCAUUCAUGGUGUAAACAAAAUUCAGUUAUAUUAGCUGAUGAAAUGGGACUUGGUAAAACAAUUCAAACAAUUUCUUUUCUUUCAUAUGUCUAUGAAGAACAUGGUGUUCAUGGACCAUUUCUUAUUGCUGUUCCUCUAUCAACAAUCCAAGGUUGGACACAAGAAUUUCAUCGUUGGGCACCACAAAUGAAUACCAUUGUUUAUCUUGGUGAUAUGGUAUCACGUGAAAAAAUUCGUCAUUUUGAAAUGUAUGCAUCUGGAAAUAAAAAACAACUGAAAUUCCAUGCAUUAUUAACAACAUAUGAUUUUCUAUUAAAAGAUAGUAAAUAUUUAUCAUCAAUAAGCUGGAAUUGUAUUCUUAUUGAUGAAGCACAUCGUUUAAAAAAUGAUGAUUCAAUGCUUUAUCGUACAUUAAUACAAUUUGAAUCCCAACAUCGUAUAUUAAUAACAGGUACACCAUUACAAAAUUCUCUCAAAGAAUUAUGGUCAUUAUUACAUUUUAUAAUGCCAAAUUAUUUUGAUGAUUGGAAUAAUUUUGAUUCAAAAUAUUCAUCAUUAUUAACAACAAAUGAUACAAGUACAGUUAAACGUUCUGGUGAAUUACAUAAAGAAUUAGAACCAUUUUUAUUACGACGUGUUAAACGUGAUGUUGAAAAAUCUUUACCAGCUAAAGUUGAACAAAUUUUACGUGUUGAAAUGACACGAAUACAAAAACAAUAUUAUAAAUGGAUAUUAACAAGAAAUUAUCGAGCUUUAACUAAUGAACGUGGAGGAAAUUUACCAUCAUUUAUUAAUAUUAUGAUGGAAUUAAAAAAAUGUGCUAAUCAUGCUUUUUUUGUUAAACGUGAUGAUGAAAAUAAUGCUACACUUGAUGAAAUUAUAAAAGGGAGUGGAAAAUUAUUAUUAUUAGAUAAACUCUUAUUAAAAUUACGUGCAAGCGAUCAUCGAGUUUUAAUUUUUUCACAAAUGGUUAAAAUGCUUAAUAUUUUAGCUGAAUAUUGUAAAUUAAGACGUUUUCCAUUCCAGAGACUUGAUGGUUCGAUGAAAGGUGAAAUACGUCGUCAAGCAUUAAAUAGUUUUAAUCGUGAAGGAUCCGAUGAUUUCAUUUUUCUUCUUUCAACUCGUGCUGGUGGAUUAGGUAUUAAUUUAGCUACUGCUGAUACAGUUAUUAUUUAUGAUAGUGAUUGGAAUCCUCAAAAUGAUCUUCAAGCACAAGCUCGCGCACAUCGUAUCGGUCAAAAGAAACAAGUAAAUAUUUAUCGUCUUGUCGCUAAACAAUCCGUUGAAGAAACAAUUAUUGAACGUGCUAAACAAAAAAUGGUUCUAGAUCAUUUAGUUAUUCAACGUAUGGAUACAACAGGUCGUAAUGCAUUUCAAAAUUUAAAUAAUACAUCAACAACAACAUCAUCAACAACUGAUAAUCGUCCAUUAACAAAAGAAGAAUUAAAUACAAUUAUUAAAUUUGGUGCUGAAGAUUUAUUUAAAGAAAAUUCAACCAAUGAAGAAGGUUCAAUUGAAGAAGAAUCACAAAAAAUUGAUAUUGAUGAAAUACUUCGUCGUGCUGAAACACGACAAGAUGAUGAUUCAUCAUUACGUAAUAGUAGUGAAGAUCUUUUAUCACAAUUUAAAAUCGCUAAUAUACAAACAAUGGAAGAUGAUAUUAUUGAACCAACACAAAUAGUAAAUAGAAAUAAAAGUUGGAAAGAUAUUAUACCAGAAUCAGAAAGACAAAAAUUUGAUGAUGAAUGUUUAGCUGAAUUAACAGCUGCAUUACCACCACGAAGUCGUAAACGUGUCGAAUUAUUUAAUUCAACAUCCGAAUUAGAUAAUAAUAACAAUAAUAAUAAUAAUAAUAGUAAUCGUUGUUCACAUAUAGAUAUGAUAUUGAAUGAAUUUACAACAAAUGAAAUACGACGUUUUAUCAAAAGUUUUAAAAAAUUUUCUGAUCCACUACAUCGUUUAGAUUUAAUUACAAUGGAUGCUGAAUUAGAAGAUAAAUCUCGACAAGAUAUUGAAGAAUUAGCUAAUCAUUUAUAUAAUGAAUGUUUAUUAGCUGUUCAACAUAUAAAUGAAUCAAGUCCAACAACAAAUAAUCAAUCAUCAUUAUCACCAAAAGAUGAACAAACAUCAUCAACAACAGCAAAUCAACGUGAAAAAAUUGCAACAAUACGUUUACAUAAUGUAACAAUAAAUGCAAUACAAUUAAUAAAUUCUAUACGAGAUUUUGAACCAUUAAAAAAACUUUUUCUUUCAAAUAAUGAACAACGUAAAUCAGUUUUAUUUCCAUCAGGUAUUAAAAUCAAACCAGUUAAUUGGUCGUGUACAUGGACAUUAGAAGAUGAUAAAGCACUUUUACGUGGUAUUUAUGAAUAUGGAUAUUCAAAUUGGGAACAAAUUAAAAUGGAACCUGAAUUAGGUCUUUCAUCAAAAAUUCUCUUAGAUGAUAAACAAUUAAAACCACAAGCAAAUCAUUUACAAACACGUGCUGAUUAUCUUUUACGUUUAUUAAAACAAUAUUAUGAAAAUCCAUUAAAUAAAAAGAAAGAUAUAGGAAACAAGAAAAAACCGUCUGUUACAUCAGUACCACCAAAGAAAACAAAAACAACAACAGCAGAAGAUAAUAACAAUGGUCCAAAUUCAUCAAAACGAAAAGGACGUACAAAUGGACCACCAACUACUAAUUCGGACAAAUAUCCAAAAUCAAAAGAAAUUAUUGAAAAUUCAAGUGGAGAUGAAGAUAUGACAACGAAUAAAUCAACGAAAAAGAAACCAACGAAUGCAAAUACUGAAGAAAAAGGAUCAAAAGUACCAAAAAAAGAAGAAGAAAAUGCAUCGAAUGAUAUGUUUAGACAGUGUAAAGAAUUACUUCGACCAGUUAAGAAAUGGUUUAGUCGACUUGAUGCACCUGAAGAUGCAUUUGAUUCCCAUGAUGAUUAUACAAGAGAAUUUGAGAAAUGUCUAUUAAAAAUAGGUGAUCAAAUUGAAACUGUUCUUAAUACAAAAACAAAUGAUGAUUAUCAAACAUAUCGUCAUCAUUUAUGGACAUUUGUUUCAAAAUUUACUACGAAAUUAACUGAUAGUCAACUUAGAAAAAAUUAUCGAACAUUUGUUAAAAAACGUAGUGAAGAAAGUUUAUCAUCAAGUCAUACACAAAAACCUUCUCAAUAUCAACAAUCACAACAACAUAAUCAAUAUAAUCAAUCAAAUAUUAAAAAUCGUCAAUCAGAACAAGAUGAAACAUAUAGAAAAGCUGGUUGGGGUUCAUCAUCUCAAUCAAAUAAUAGUACUAGUUCUACAACUAAUAAAAAUAAUAAUAGAGAUAUAAAAGAUUCUCGUCUUAAACAUGCAUCAACAAUGCCAUUGACAAAAUCUUCAAGAUCCGAACAGUUAAAUAAUACAAUUGGUUCAACAAAUACUGGCACAACAUCUGAUUAUGAUACACAUCAUCAUCAUCAAUUUGAUCGUAACAGACAUCAUAGUAGUGGAAAUAAUAAUAAUAAUAAUAACAAUAAUAAUAAUACUACUCGAAGAUCCUAUCAUGAUCCAACCGGUGAUACAUCAUCAGAGUAUCGUAGUAAUUAUCAUCGAGAUCGAGAUCGUGAUCGAGACAAUAAUGCAUCUCGUGGACCUCGUCGUUACGAUUCAGUGCCAUCACGUUAUGAUCAAUCAUCUUAUAAUAACCGUUCAUCAUUUCAAAGUAAUUUUUCUCAACCACCUCCGCCAUUUGAUGACACUCGUUCAUCAUCAUCAUCAAAUCGUUCUGGUGGAAACAAUACAAAUAAUAAUAAAAAUCGUUCAUCACAAAAUGCUCCACCACCACCACCUCCACCACAACCUCUUCUUCCUCCACCUCUUCCACCAUCAAUAGCUGGACCUGAACUAUUUCAAUCAAUUUAUUUACAGUACUAUGAUAUGUAUAUGCAACAAGCUACUGGGCUUUCUUCUUCUCAAUCAUCAACGACAAAUUCCAUUUCUCCGAACAGCUAUGCUGAUAUGGCUGCUGCUUAUGCUCGUCAACAAACACAAACACAGCCACCACCAGCAUCUCAAUCAUCAAAACAAUGA